UAAUUAUGUUUUGUUCGAACAUAGGUAAAAUGUAAUUUAUUGUAGGUUCUGACAAAUAAAUCUUAUUUCAAGAAGUUUGAAUGAAAUACCUAAAAUGAAUACCCUUGACAAGCAAUUGGCAGACUUACGUAUUUAUGCGAACGAGUUGGAUGCAAAACUACAGGACGAUAUAAACACAAAAACAAAACCUUCUAUACCACCAAAAAAAUCAAAACCCCCCUUGCCGCAAAUACCUCAAAGUUACUCUGUAAAGUCUGCUUGUGAGCCGUCUUACUCAUCACGAUUAGAGUACGGUAGUCGGACAAGUUCUACAUACUCAAAUUUAGUUCCUGUUAAGAGCUGUAUUGUGAGAAAUUCCUCGCGAGGGAGAAGCGGCGAUGUUAUACUUUAUAGUAACUUGGUACCCCCCGCGGGCGGCACUAACGUGUAUUCGAAUGUACCGAUACAUCGUAAUGUAGAGAGCUUUUACGACAGAGAUACACGGUCUGAGGUGUCCAGAAUUAGUGAUUUGGGCGUUCAAUCAAAUUAUAGUGAAUUGCGGCGACCCGGAUCGGCGUACCCACCUUCGUCAGCAUCUGUCAAUGCCCAAGACUUUUCCACAUAUGGGGGAUCUCAAGCAUCAUCAACAUAUGAAUCACUAUAUGAACCAAUUAAUCCGAGGCCAUGCAGUCAGUUAUCAGGUACAUCACUAUAUGCUGGGUAUGUCGGGACAACAGUAGAGUCUACACCUGAGCCAGAUGAUGCACUUUACUGUGGCAACUGCUAUAGAUGUGGUGAGAAGAUAAUGGGUGAAACAACUGGUUGUACAGCAAUGGAGAGAAUCUAUCACAUCAAAUGUUUCUGUUGUCAACAGUGUGGGAUAAACUUACAGGGACGACCAUUCUAUGCAGUGCAAAGUCGAGCUCUAUGUGAAAGAGAUUACCUCGAAACAUUAGAGAAGUGCUGUGUCUGUGGUGAUCCAAUACUUGACCGCAUUCUUCGAGCUACGGGGAAGCCAUACCAUCCUCGGUGCUUCACUUGUGUAGUCUGCCAAAAGAGCCUUGAUGGAAUACCAUUUACAGUUGAUGCUGUAAAUCGCAUACAUUGUAUUGAGGAUUUUCAUAAAAGGUAUGCACCGCGCUGUGCACGAUGCAGAGAACCGAUAGUCCCAGAAAAUGGGGCUGAAGAAACUGUUCGCAUAGUAGCCCUGGAUAAGAGCUUCCACAUCAUCUGCUACGCGUGCGAGGACUGCGGGGCCUCCCUGUGUUCCCGGGAGGAGGGCAGAGGCUGUUACCCGCUCGACGGACAUCUGUACUGCAGGGAAUGUAAUGCUAAACGUAUACAAGAUCUUUCGAGAAAUAUUCAAUAUAAGUAACCUCUGAAAUGAUAUUAUUAGUGAUUCAAGCUCUCAAGAGCUCCAGCGCUAGUCGCCUUGUGGGUAUAGUAAUUAAGGAUUAUUAGACGUAGAGAUGCUUGUCGCCAUUUCAAAACAUUUUCAACUCAAAAGCAAGAUUUGAAGGUAGUUUGAGUUUCUGUGACAUUUUCUAUUUUAUGCAGUUCGUGAUUAAUAAAACUUCUAAUUCCAAUGACGUUCUAAAUAAUAUUAAUAUAGUGACCUCUUUUCUAUAAAUAUUAUGAUAAUAUAUAUUAAUUAUGGUACCGCCAGGAGCGCUGUAAAAAUGUUCCCGAAAAAACCACCUGAUAGCCCGGCUGACCAAUUUUGACUUUUUAAUGUGUGGGUUAUCUAUUGGUAAGCUAUACUAUAAAUACCAAGUAGCUAUUCUAGUAGAAUCCUAUAGAAAUUCCAAGCGUGGCUGACUAUUUACUUGUCAAUCAGAAUCAGUUACAGUUACUAUGGAUUCACAAUCCUUUCUAUCUUCCUGUAUCUCUGUUAGAGAUUUUCUUCUCUGUUCCCGUCUGUAGGGUGUACUGGUGUCUUUAGUGUUCUGUGAUUGUAUUAUUGUGAUGAAUCCAAAGACCGAUAAUGGGUCAUUAAUUAUAUUACUUAUAUGGUAUUUCUUUUUUCAUAAUAAUAAUAAUAAUUCUUUAUUUGCAACAAAAAAUACUAUCACACUCAACACAUUAGCCAAAAAGAGUAUGCAAAUUAUAUUAGUUACACAUCACACAUAGCACAUAAUAUAUCAUUAAAAUAUACAUGUCAUAUAUAUAUAUGUAGUCAAAGUUAAACACAAGAUUAUAAAAAGAAAAUCACAAAGUGCUCACCUCACCAGGAAAUGUGGUGUAUAGUACUGACACGUAUAUUGAUCUAUUCCUUAUAAUCUCUAGAUUACAACGGUAUAUUUAGUUAGAAAUGAUCUAACCGAAAUACUGAGAAAUACAACAAAAAUGUGAACGUCAAAAUAACCUAAAAAUCAUAAAGAUACGAUGAUAAUAAGAUAUUAUGUAAUAUUUUGCCAUAAUUAAGUAGGGACUAUGUGAUAUCAAAAUAAACAGAGCCUGUUGGAAGAGUAAGGAUACAAGCUGAUAAAAUAUGGCUUACAAUGAUGCACAGAACAGAAAUGUUCAUCACACAAGUAUGUUAAAGUGAGUAGGUACUAUUAUGUUUUUCUUAUAUUCUUCAGUGAUUCAAUUCAUAAUUGUACUUAGUUCCUGAAAAACGAUCCAUACAUGUGGGUUGGGCUGCUAAGUCAUGAUGUCGUUUAUAGAGUGACAUUAGGGCUACCAUUUUUUCUUAGUCUGUUAAUAUGAAUCACAUGUCCAGUUUUGUGUUCUUAACUCAAUUUCGACAUGAUUGUGGUCUGGAGCGUUUUUCUGGCAUUACGUCCAAUUGGUGUUGUCAAUGUUAAGCAUUAAGUAUCGAGUUAAUUAGUAAUUUAUAUUUUCAUUCAAUAUUGUAGGGUAAACAAAUAUUGAUGGUGAGUGAUGUAAAUUAUUUGUAGAUGUUUAAUUUCAGUAUAAUUAUUAAGAUCUGAUUUUCUGUAGAUAUUAGGAAUCUCAUCUGUGGGUAUGUGUAAUUGUUAUUAAAAUAAUUCCGCGGCUUUUUGGCCUAAUAUACAAUGUUUAAAUAUUAGUAUUACAUUCCAGUAUGCAUUUAUUUAUUUAUUAGUUACAUUAUAGGGCUGUGUAGGAAUCACCGUUUGACAGUAUUAAUGAACGCGAAAGAUAUUAGUGUAAGGAUAGGUUUAAGAUUAGUGGGAGGCUCCUUUGCACAGGAUGCCGGCUAGAUUAUGGGUACCACAACGGGCGCCUAUUUCUGCCGUGAAACAGUAAUGUGUAAACACUACUGUGUUUCGGUCUGUAGGGCGCCGUAGCUAGUGAAUUUUCAGGGCAAAUCACACUUAACAUAUUUAUGUCUCAAGGAGACGAGCGCAAUUGUAGUGCCGCUUAGAAUUUUUGGGUGUUUCAAGAGCCUGAGCCUUUCCUGAGCGGCACUGCAUUGUAAUGGGCAGGGCGUAACAAUUUCCAUCAGCUGAACGUCCUGUUCGUCUCGUCCUUUAUUGUCAUAAAAAAACCUGUAUCACUUCUUUCUUUCUUUUUUUACGUUCUUACAAAGAAUAACGGCAAUUAAACGCCAAUUUAAUGUCUCCCUUCCUUUUCACUCUCUUCGGCACACAAACUUUUUCUCUUUCUUUCCGUAGCUAUCUUUCGCUGUCGUUCGCUAUAUGUGGACCUGGCCUAACACUAGUUACUAGUGUCUAGUCGUUUAAUCACAGAGUCGUCUUUGUAAACUAUGUCGUGUAAAAUAUUCAAUUGUUGGUUUCUAGAAGGUAAUACAUACUUUUUUUGUAAGGUAUAGUAGAUGGAAGGAAAUAAUAUAAAUGUAGUGAAAACUUUUUACUUGUAAAGGGUGUACAAUAAUCAAUUUUACUUACUUAAUAUUUAUUUUCUUGUGUAUGUUAUAGACUUAGAAUAUACUAGCUUAUUAUGACCUGAAGGCCUACCAUCGCCUUUUAAUUAGCGAUUCAAUUCCGAUGCAGUUCAAUUUAGGUACCUAAAUUGAAUCGCUAAGAUUCGUACCAUGAAGUAUCUAUUGCUGAAUAGCGUUUGAAUCGCUUAUGGAAGAAUGAACGAAAGAAAUUUGUCUGGUCCGCAGUGUGAGACAGAGAUGACGCUGUACAGUCGUUGCAUAAGUCAGUCUCUCUUACUCGACCCGUUUCAAAACCUAAAUUAUAGCGGUUUUUUGAGUUUUUAAUUUUUUUGAAUCACUCACUUUGACACAUAUGCUAUCCAGUUUAGGUUGAAAUAUUAACUCAUGAUUGACUUGAUUUGACGUCAACCUAAAUUGGAUCGCUCUAAUGACGCCGUGGUAUGAAAUAGCAAAGCAGUUCAUUUGAAGUCGUCAAUUGAAUCGUAAUAACAGUUCAUGGUAGGCCCGCUAACAGUCCGAUCAAGAGUGACCCAUUUUGAAAUAUCAAUGUGUGUUAGCUAGUGGUUUAAUAUUCAAAAUACUAAGGAUCUAAUGAAAAGGCUGACCGUUUACGACUUGCCAGUCAAAAGCGGUUACAGUAAGAAUAUAUUCGCUUUCCUUUUCUAGCUUCCUGUAACUUCAUUAGAGAUGUUCUUCUCUCACACUCCGAUUGUAUGUUUUAAGUUUAUGUACUAUAAUUAAUUUUAUCUACACCCAUGCUUUAAAUCCUCUAUGAAAAAUUCUGAAACAGUUAGCUUAUUACCAACAUUAAAACACCCAAUGUCGUAAUAACCAUUACGUCAUCCAAACGAGUGUUGUAAUGUUGUACUGAAUUUUAUAACAACACUCCUUGGUUUUUUUUUCGAUCCCUUCAUGCACAGAGUUUCAACAAACAGCCACAUUCUUAUUGCUCGAUGCGUGGUAUCUGUAUGAAUUUCAAAAAAAAUACAUUUUCGUUUACGCGCGUUCCACACUACCAGAACAUGGCGCCCCAUAAAAAAAAAUGGUAGGUUAUUCGAAACCCCGCCAUUUUUCUUGAAAAAAUGAGCGAUUCAAGUUUUGACAGCACACCGCCGGAUAUUUUAAACGCUGCAAAAUAACAUAAUAAUCAAGUGAAUUUUAAUAAUUGCACUAUAGAAAAUGUAAAUAACUACUAAAAUUAAUAAUUCUUUCAUUAAUACUUAGUUUAUUUGUAUAAAAUCAGUAAGGGAUGAUAUAAGGUUACUACUAGGGCUGGCUGUUUUAAUGUUAGCAGUUAGCUGUUUCAGAAACUUUUAGAGAAUUCAUAUUCUGGGUGUAGAUAAAGUCUUGUAUGCAUAUGCAUUUGAUAAUUAGGUAUUAAAACACUCAUGUGAUACUAUUAUCACACUCGGCUUCGCCUCGUGUGAUAAACCCACGUUCGUGUUUUAAUACCCCUUAUUACACAACAGUUGCAUAAAUAACUAAUGUAAACAAACGCGCCAAUGUCAGUAAUUAUCGCCGCCAUCACCCAAACCAACAGAAUGUAAUGAUGGAAAGGUUAACACAUUGUUGUAGCGUGCCUUGGCAAGGCCGCGUAUAAAAAUUUGUUGAGCCCUUAUGAAGGGUAAAGAUUUCUUACAAAAGAAAAAAAAUGUAUGCAUAACAUUAAAAGAUUUUUUUACAAACAAUUCAAAUUAAAUACUAUACACUCUCCUUGCCUUUUUUUGGCAAAACGUUUAAUUAAAUCAUUUAUAGCUGAUGAUGACUUUAGUUUUUCUAAAGUAACUCUAUGGACAAUAGUGAAUGGUCUUACAGGCAUAUUAGCUACGCCCCUGGGUUAACAUUAAUUUCUGAUAUUGUCUUCAAUAAGUUUGUUAUACCGUCAGACUUGUAUUUAAAACACAGACAUAAUAUAUAUAUUUUACUUUUAAACAUGUUUGGAAUUGGUACAGAUGUCCCCUAGCCUGGGCCAGUGCAAGUAAUGUGAUGAAUUAAAAUUCUGUGUUUUAAUUAAAAAAAAAUAAUGAUAAAAUCACAGCAUAAUAAUAGCCUUUAAUCAACGAAUAUUAUUAUUAACGAUCUACUAGAUAAUAUUUUUUAAAGAUGAUGAACCCCAGAUGGCGUUAUAUGCUUUUAAAUGCGAACAAUAACAUCAUAGCUUAUCUGUAUACUAUUUCCAAUCACGGACUAGUAAAAAAAGAAGGACUCCGCGCCGUGGUAUUAGCAAGAAAGGGCCUUUAUGCUAGUGUGUGUGAGGUUACGGGGUAUACCAGUUACACAAUUUUUUCUCCCUUAAAUAAUCAUAUAUCCACAAAUACUUUUUUCACAACGCACGACGGCAAUUUUAAAGUAUUUUAUUGCGACGCAAACUGAUCUGUCACAGACGAUAGCAAAUCUCAUAAUGGCUGCCAAUCGGCGUGUAUUAGUGUAAGUGUAUGCGUGGGGCUAUGUAUUUACACGUUUACCGGCUUGUUAUGUAAGGUGACACGGAGUCCUUAUUUUUUUUCUCGUCCAUGUUUCCAAUGGACUUUAUUUGUUUUGGAAUGAAAGUAUUUGAGAUGGAAUUGUUUGUGGUCAGCAAAACAGACGUUGUUUGAUUUGUCAAUGAUAUGAUGGAAAAAAAAACUACGACAUGUUUUAGGAAGACGACAUUAGAUAAGACGUAGAUAUAUUAUUAGCACUCUAGCGAUCUACCUGUGUUACAUCACAACUUAUUUUGUGUGUAUCAUACACAAUGAUGUUAUUUUUUUUUGUAUUAUAAUAUUUAAGUAUCUCCCUUACUCGAUAACCCCCAUUUAAGUGCCAUUUUAUAUAAAGCAGAUUAAGUUUACAUCUUGUUGUUAUAAAUUGUAUACGUUUUAUAUUAUAUAGUUCACAAGUACUUAAUAUUCGUAGUUGUAAAGUGUAAUGUGUGUAUUUUAAAUGUAAUGAAUAUAUUGCAAUUAUUGCCAAAUAUA
Messenger RNA from Leptidea sinapis, 6765 nucleotides. Its product is annotated as lipoma-preferred partner homolog. Gene Ontology annotation, cellular component: focal adhesion; stress fiber. Lineage: Eukaryota; Metazoa; Arthropoda; Insecta; Lepidoptera; Pieridae. The record is from RefSeq and is a predicted model, not a curated record. The coding region runs from base 95 to 1354 and encodes 419 amino acids. Gene Ontology annotation, biological process: cell-cell adhesion. The transcript is spliced from 3 exons.